This is a messenger RNA of Heterotrigona itama, 546 nucleotides long. NCBI's taxonomy places the organism in Eukaryota, Metazoa, Arthropoda, Insecta, Hymenoptera, Apidae. The record is from the annotation of a GenBank genome assembly.
AAGCGUGUAAAAGUGAAAUUAAAAAGUGCGACUAUGUUCUAUGUAGUCAAGGACGGAGAAAAAAGAGCGACUUGCGAGGUUGAUGGCGUGACCCACUACGACGGGAACUUCUUUUCUCCAAAAUCUAAUCCGAGACUACAAUGUAUCUGCAUGCCUGGAUACACAGGUAAUAAUACCGAGCCAUUCUGUAAGAUGUCCGGUCGUUCUAAUUGCGACCCGCUGUUCCGAAAUGCUGAUAAAAUUCAUCGGAACUGUGUACCUAUAUAUUAUGGUCAUCAGAAGCCACAAUCAGAUUGCACCCACGGUUACCGAUGCCAGCACAAGACUUGCCGAUUUGGCAAUUCGACGAUGCAGUUAGGCGACGAGUUGAGUGAAGGGACCGGCGACUAUGAAUCGUAUUGCAUGAAAUGUGUAUGCGAAGUGCCCCCAUUCCCGACGUGCGAGAGACUUCCGCUUUCCGUUUGCGAUCCUUCGAAAUACAUCAAGUAUCCCAAGAUCGACCUCGGUGUUUAUACUAUUGACGAUAAUUCGACUUUGACACUUUAA